GUUUAUCUGUUAAUUUAGUCCAGUCUCCUCUCUCCUCACGAUCGCAGAGAAGCUCCUUCCCUUUCAUCAUCAUGCUGAACUACCCUGCAACUUCUUCUUUCAAUUGCCAAAACACCCGAUUCACACCACCUACCGGUUACACUCUUCACCCCUCAUCUCUCACACUAUCAUCAUCAUCAUCAUCAUCGUCAUCUUCAUCUUCAUCAUUGCACUCUUCUUCUCAAUACCACCAAAACCUUCCUAAAGUCAUUGCUUACAAGCAUACCCAUUUCAAUAUCUCGCCAAGAACAAAGGUACGGAAGGUGAGGUGCUCACAAAAUGAGCCCUUGAAGGUUAUGAUAUCAGGGGCACCUGCAUCAGGCAAAGGGACUCAGUGUGAAAUGAUUGUUCAAAAGUUUGGAUUGGUGCACAUAUCAACUGGAGAUCUACUUAGAAGUGAAGUAGCAGCAGGUUCUGAGAUUGGAAACCAAGCAAAAGAGUACAUGAAUUCAGGACGCCUUGUUCCAGAUGAACUUGUCACAAAUAUGGUGAUUGGGCGACUUUCAAGAGAUGAUACAAAACAAAAAGGAUGGCUUUUAGAUGGUUUUCCACGCAGUUUUCCCCAAGCAGAAUCUCUGGAGAAAAUGAAGAUCAGACCAGAUGUGUUCAUUGUUCUAGAUGUCCCUGAUGAAAUUCUAAUUGAUAGAUGUGUUGGUAGAAGAAUGGACCCUGAAACAGGGAAGAUUUACCAUAUAAAGAAUUUCCCUCCAGAAACUGAGGAAAUUAAAGCAAGACUUAUAACUCGACCUGAUGACACUGAAGAAAAGGUGAAAUCACGUUUGCAGAUUUAUAAAAAGAAUGUGGAAGCGAUUGUAUCCACGUAUUCAGACCUUUUGAAGAAGAUUGAUGGAAACCGUUCUAAAGAUGUAAUUUUUGGAGAAAUAAGCUCUUUGCUUUUGCAAGUUGAGAAAGAGAAAGAGACAGAAAAAUCAGGAAAUAUAAGUAAACUUGACAGCCAGUUCAGUAAGUCGCCUUCAACCAAGGAAAACUGGAGAGGGAUUCCUACAAACUUAAAUAACAUCCCUCAUUCUAGAGAAAUUAGGGAUUACUUUUAUAAUGAUGUGCUUCAAGCUACCCAAAGAGCUAUCAAGGAUGGAAAAACUCGAGUCAAGGUGGAGAUCAAUAUUCCAGAGCUGAACCCCAACACAGAUGUAUAUCGGAUAGGUACUUUGAUGGAACUUGUUCGAGUUCUUGCUCUAUCAUUUUCAGAUGAUGGAAAGCGUGUUAAGGUUUCUGUUCAAGGAUCCAUGGGAGAAGGAGCACUUGCAGGAAUGCCAUUACAGCUUGCAGGAACAAGAAAGAUUUUGGAGUACAUGGAUUGGGGUAAUGAUGGAGCCAUGGGGACAUUCAUAAACAUUGGUGCUAUAGGGGGAAGAGACGUUGAUGAAGCAGAUGACAUCUUCAUUCUAGUGGCUCCUCAAAAUGCUAUGGGAAAUUGCAUUAUCGAUGAUCUAAGAGCAAUGACUGAUGCUGCUGGUAGUCGUCCAGUCAUUCUUAUCAACCCUAGACUCAAGGAUUUACCAGCAUCAAGUGGUAUUAUGCAAACGAUGGGUAGAGAAAAAAGACUGGAGUAUGCUGCAUCUUUUGAAAUAUGCUACCAGUUUCGGCUUCUCUAUUAUUCAGGAACACAAUAUCCAAUUAUGGGUGCUUUAAGGAUGGCUUAUCCAUAUCGAUAUGAGCUGUUCAAAAGGAUAAAUGAAGCAAAUGGAAAAGAGAAAUAUGUCAUCUUGUCAACAUUUCCUAGUAGGCCAACCGGUGAUGAAGUUAAUGAUGCAUUUGAAGGAAAAACAAGAGAUCAAGUUAAGAAAGCUUCAGGAUUCUGGGGUUUCUUGAAUAGCAUACUUUCAACAUAGAAAGGUAUUUUUUUUUUUUGAAAGAAAAUAGUCACUUGUGAGGUAAAUCUCUGGUAAAAUUUACAUUUUGAUUGCAUCUUGAUCAAUUUCCAUGUUCAUAAACAUCCCUUCAAUUACUGUAAAAAUGUGUACUAAACUGGUAUAUACGAGCUUACAGUCUUCUUUGUAUAUACAUAUACAUUAUGCUCAUCUCAAUAUUGUAUCUUUUGGUUAAAUAGAGA
Messenger RNA from Lactuca virosa, 2113 nucleotides. NCBI's taxonomy places the organism in Eukaryota, Viridiplantae, Streptophyta, Magnoliopsida, Asterales, Asteraceae. The record is from the annotation of a GenBank genome assembly.